UUUAUUUUUGUAUUUUGACAGUUAAAAUAAGCGAAAAAAGCGUUGUGUUGAUUUGCCGUUUGCUCAGUUUAGUUUAGAUGUGAAUUCUUCAUGGUUAAUACGAAACCAUGGCUUCAGUUCGUAUUUUGCUUUUGAUAACAUUACUUUCACUUACGUAUGCCCUAGCUAAGAAACCAACUGUCACGUUGAUUCAGCCAGGAAGUGUCAUUGAGUAUGCUUCCAACCAACGAUCCGGAUUCUUCACCACCGACCUGCAAAUAUAUUGCUAUCGUGGCACAUCGAAAUCGUUGCCGGCAAUUUUCCAAUCGGUGAACAUCGAACUGCAUCUGGACAACGAUGAUUUUGUGUGGUACGAAGGAUCCACACCGGAAAUCGUCACCACGCAUUACGACAAUCAACGGUCGAUAUUUUCGUUCAAUUUUCUGAACACGCGAAAGAAGAAGCUCAUCAAUUUGAAUCCAUUCAAUCAAACAUGCGUCGGCAUCGAGACGGCACAUCAGUACAAAGUUUACAUAAAUUUGGUGCGCAUCGACUUUUGGAAAGUGAUUCUGAUGGCCAUCGGACUGUUGAUCUUUUUCGCGGCCAGUCAAUUCAGCGAAACGCCACUGUUCUACUAUACAACCGGCAUUUUGCUGGGCAUUUUUGCGUCGCUACUGGUCGUUGUAUACUUUCUGGCUAAACUGUUUCCCAAGAAACCCAUGAUGUACAGCGUAAUGGCCGGUGGUUCGGCAUUAGCUGUUUAUUUCACUCAGCUCUUAUGGGACAACGUUCAGGUGAUACUGUUCAAUUAUCAAACGUACGUGUUUUGGUACAUCAUCGUAACGGGAUUCAUCAGCUUUGUGAUUUGCUAUCGACUCGGUCCGCCAAAAAAUCAACGAAGCAAAAAUUUGAUUAAAUGGGGAUUGCAAAUGGUGUCCAUGGGCAUGAUCUACUUUUCCAGUCAAUUUCAAGAGGCCAGCGUCGGAGUCGUCUUGUUGACCGUUUGCAUCUACUAUUUUCCGGUGGAAUGGUUGUACAUUGCAAGAAGGCAUUGGCGACGCUAUUUUCCACCCAAGCAAAGAUUUUUAACGAAUGAAGAAUACUACGAACAAACCGCAAGAGAAACAACAAAAGCUCUGGAAGAGCUGAAAAAUUUCUGCAACAGUCCGGAAAGUCAACCUUGGCGUACAAUGACAAAGCUGAGGGAUCCUCAACGAUUCGCGUCGUUUAUGGGAGGACAGUCCCAUCUGCUGGACUGUGAAAUAUUGGAAUAUGAAUCGCUGUCGAACAUAAAUAACUCAGACAUCAGCAAUGAUGAUGACGACGACGACGACGAUUCGGUCGAUCAAAUGGUACAUCAGCCGGCUCGAUUACAGCGACCCGUCAACGGUUAUCAAUUUGGUAGGACGACUCCAUCUCUGCGGACAAGUACACCGACCAUAAACGGCCACUUGAAGCACCGCCACAAUGGAUUAGAAUUAAGCGAAGAUGACGACGAGUGAUAUGAGUGAACCAUAUUAACGAGAGACAUGCUAUGUUUGCCUCACCAAAGAACUGAUAUAACCGAUAUUUGUGGAGUUGAAUUACAACAUUUUCCAGCAGCUGUGCGCUAUCCCUUUCAUUUGUUUGUGCAGCAUAAUAAUUCGAUUUCGAGCCGGAAGGUUGCUUUUAAUUUAUUGUUCUGUGCGGCGAAUUAAAUCUGUUAAGAAAAUAAAUGAUUUUUCGUGUUUUU
Molecule: messenger RNA, 1711 nt
Organism: Bradysia coprophila
Lineage: Eukaryota; Metazoa; Arthropoda; Insecta; Diptera; Sciaridae
Product: Nuclear envelope integral membrane protein
Cellular component (GO): nuclear envelope
Source: RefSeq, a predicted model, not a curated record